ACUGAUCCAGGCAAGGUAAAGGCGGGAGCGUGCGCCGCGCGCAAGCGCUAGGCCAGGCGAGGCGCGGGUACGUAUUCGUUAUUGCAUUGAACAGCUUCGCUGCUGCUUGAAGUCACGUCAAGUUGAAGCGUAACUUGGAAGCCGACUUGUGUCUGUCGAAUCUGCGCCCUUAUGAACACAUGAUGAAACGUGUAAGCAACGACCAGAUCCAGUGUGCAGUUCUUCAACAUCUGAAAAGAAGGCAAUAUAUUGAUAUCAACAGCGAGAGUGUGAAUCGCAAGAACCUCAAACUGACAGAUUCAUUGCGAGAGAUGGCUUCUCAGUCAUCAAGGAGGAAAGAGAUGGGAGCAAUCAACUCUGUCUCGUGCAAUUCAUGUGAUCAAGAAGGUGAUGUCUUUGAGCAGCAGUUUGCCAGAUUUAGGCUCUUCAUCGAGAGUUCCGUAGACGAGUAUAAGUUUGACCUCUUGCGCUUGCUGUACCCAACAUUUGCUCAUAUUUAUUUGCAAAUGAUCUCUGAUGGACAUAGAGUAAAUGCCCACAACCUGUAUACAAAACACAAAGGAUGUUUACAAUAUCAAGAUAGCCAAGAUACUAAGGAGUUGAUGGAGAGAUUAAGCAGUGUUCAGUAUAGUAUAGAUCCAUUGACUGAUCCUUUCCUUGCUGCAUUUAGAGAUAAUAAAUGUGUGGUUGAGAUUGGAGAUGACGCCGUCCAGUACCUGCUACGCUUCCUCCAGAGUCGAGAUAAUUCUGUUCUACUCAGUAUCAUCAACUUGCACGUUGAUAUCAAAGUGCGAUAUUCGGUACCCACAACCUUGCAAGAAGGGGGUGAGGAGUUUUCACAGGCAUCCUCUUCAUCAUCAUCAUCACUGUCCUCCGCCUCAAAACAAACCUCGGAGGAACCUAAGAAGGAAGAUAAUAAGAGAGAAGUGGAGAGAGAGGCUUUUCUUUCUGAGUUGCGAGCGACCAUUGAUAAAGUCCAGAGAGGACCGCCAUCUGUUCCUUCCAUCAUCUUGUACAGUGUUCUCAAUGCAUAUCAAGGGUUGAGUUGUGUGAGUUUCUCGGAUGAUUCUCAGAUGUUAGCUGGUGGCUUUGAGGAUUCUGCAGUCAGAUUGUGGAGUCUUACUCCGAAGAAACUCAAAACGCAAUCCCACGAUGCUGACGUCAGUCGCGUACGUUUCGCCGGUGAUAGUCUCCAUAGCAACAUCAUAGAAGAUAGUCUUGGAUCAGAAUGUAAGUUACUACGAGGUCACAGUGAUACUGUUUACAGUAGCUGUUUCAUACCAGAGACACCUCUUCUCUUAUCGGCAUCAGGAGAUGCUACAGUGAGAGCAUGGAGUAUGAGCACCUUUUCCAACGUAGCCAGGUAUAGAGGACACAAGUACCCUAUCUGGGACCUUGAUGUUAGCCCGCUUGGGGUCUAUUUCUGUACUGCCUCCAAGGACCAGACGGCCAGACUCUGGACCCCAGAGAGGACCUAUCCUGUUAGGGUACUCUCUGGUCAUCUCAUGGAUGUAGAUUGUGUCAAGUUCCAUCCUAACUGCAAGUACGUUGCGACAGGUUCUAAUGACAAGACAAUUCGACUGUGGGAUAUUACUCAAGGAAAAUCUGUUCGUUUAUUGACAGGACACAAGAGUUCUGUUUUGUGCAUAGCUUUUGCUCCGAAUGGGAAGUACCUUGCAUCAGCAGGUGAAGAUCGUAGGGUUCGCGUUUGGGACCUGGCGACCGGAGGUUUGAUGAAAGAACUCAGGGGGCACACAGACACUGUUUAUUCGUUGGCGUUCAACCCUGAUAGCUCAAUGCUUGCCUCGGGUGGUGCAGAUUGUACUAUAAGAUUGUGGGACAUACGACAGGGUGUUAAGCAUACAGUACCUGAGAGUGGAGGACAUUCUGGAGAACAAAUGACAUCGAUCUCUUCAAGACAGACUCACAUUCACAAGCUAUCCUUUUCUAAAUGCAACCUCUUACUCGCAGGCGGAGGUAUCGCCAUGGCAACAUGAAGAAUAGUACUGGUCGUUUUACAGAAACAACUCCCAUUAAUCAACUAUCAGAGUUUUAGCUAAGAUUGAUGUCUGGUGAGGCGGUACGAUUCCGUCAUCCAUGGAUUAGUCUUCUGACUUUGAAACAGAGGGCCGUGGGUUCGAAUCCCAGCCAUGGCCAUUUAUCCACAUUGUGCUGCACUCAACCCAGGUGAGGUGAAUGGGUACCCGGUAGGAAGAAAUUCCUUAAAUGCUGGAGCGCCUAGGUAGCCUAGCUAUAGCUGGGGUAAUAAUAUCCAAGUCCUUUGGAAGCGCAUAGAGACGUUAUUCAUAAUGAAUUGUGUGCUAUACAAGAACUGACUAUUAUUAUUUUCUAAUUUUGGGCCUGUGUCAGAACGAUCUUUAAAGCCAUUUCACAAAAUUAUCCCUAUGAUGGAGAGCAUAAAGUUUUAAAGUUAUGUGGCCCAGUUGUCAAAUGUUCUCUUAACACUUGUAUAUUGUUACUUGAAAUAUGACUGCACAUCAGUAUUCAAUGAGAAAUUCAUGAAAGAAUUUAGUAUUUUUCUUCAUUUCUUCAGCCUUGGUUGGUAAUAUGAGAUUAUUAGACCGGGGCCCCGUCUUACAAAGAGUUACGAUUGAUCCAAUCAAUCGUAACUCUAUGGAAAUCCAUCAGUGUCAUAAUUUUUAAAACAGGAAAUUUGCAAAAUGUCCUUUGUAAACAAAGGAGAACACAUCAAAUUGUCAAGUCAAUGAAUUUAAGAAUAUACAUCAUAUCUAGCAAAAAAUUUUUGAACAAACAUGCAUUUCAUAUAUUGACUUUGCUGGCUUUCCAUACUUGCGAUUGAUCGGAUCAAUCACAACUCUUUGUAAGACGGGCCCGGGGGUGUUUUACAAAGAGUUAAGUAUGACUUAGAGUCAUACUUAAAUGCCAAAACACACAUGUUAUGUAACAUGUAACCUUUAUUGGUAGAUAUAAUACUACUAAUAAUGAUAAUAAUACUUAAUAUUCAUAAGGCGCUUACUACUGGUGUUUCUAAGCGCACUGUGUUCUGUGGGAUUACCGGUAAAAGAAAAGAAAGAAAAAAAAUUUUGCAGGGGAAAAUGACAUAGCUAAUGUAAAUAUACUAAUAAUGAAAAAUCAAAACUGGUGUGCACCUCCAAUUGAUCGACCCACAACUGUGAAUCAUCUAUUAAACAGGUAGGGUUUGAGUAGGGUUUUGAACUGAUUCACAGACUUGGCGUUAUGAAUGUUAAGAUGGUAGCUUAUUCCAAAGGGAAGGGGCAAUGGAAGAAAAAGAUAUGUGGUAGUACAUACCCCAUGCGCAUGAUCUGACCAAUGCGGUGAUGCGUGAUAUACCGCACACGACUGAAAUAUAAGUGCGACUCUGUUAACUUCACACUUAAUUCUUUGUGAAACACCCCCAAUCGGUAUUCAGUUGAAACUCAUACCAUAAAUUUCAAUCAAAUCUCUGAAAUUAAUUGUUUUCGUGGCUGUGUUACGCAUUCACUGUGUGCACAAUUUUAUUAAAGGAAAAUGAAACCUUUGGAACAAGAUAGCCUGUGUGAAAACAGAUACAUCAAAGAAACAUAUCAACGGAAGUAAAAAAUUUGACAAAUAAUGAGAAAGUUUUGAGCAUUUUAAUAUUGUGAUCACUAAUGCUAUGGCAAUGCGACAAAGAUGGGCGAUGUCACUUGUGAACAACUCCCAUUACUUUUGUUAUUUCACUUAAUCUGCCUCUUUUAUCACAUCUAUCAGUAGAUCAUGUUUUCUUUAUAUAGAAGGGCAUGUAUUACAGAUUUUCAAAGAAAAAACAUUAUGGUUCAAGAGUUUGUAUCACCAUAUGAAAGAGCGAAAAGAGACAUUUUGGGGGUAUUUUAUAGUCCAUCAAAGGGAAAGUUGUUCACUUGUGACAUCACACAUAUUUGUCGUAUCGCCAUUGGGAGGAUCUCCAUACCACUAGUGAUCACAAUAUUCAAAUGCUUAUAACUUUCUCAUUAUUUGUCCGAUUUUUCUCAAACUUUCUUUGUUUUUAUUCUUUGAUUUUCUGUUUCCACACAAGCCCACUUGUUCCAAAGGUUUCAUGCCCCUUUAACACACAUAAUUUGCGAUACAAGAGACUGUGCAAUAUUUUCAAUACAUGAUAUCAAAAUUAAGUAACUUGCUGAAGGCUGAAAAUAAUACUAAGUCAAGCAAAAUACAGACUCAAUGAGUUGAAUCUUCGUAUUCCUUGUAAUCAUGGUGGUGCAUGGGAAAUUUGCAUGUUUCAAUUUUAGUACGAAAUUAUGAUAGAGGUGACUUGUUAGUCAAUGAUACAAUGAUUUCUCCCUCUCUCUCUAAACACACCUCCCACUAGCUGGAUUUGGUGCAUGAGUUUAUUUUAGGAGGUUAUGUAGACCCUGAAAUUUAAACAUUAAGUUUUAUAUGUGCUAGUCUUGUGUGAAGACCCACUUGUUGAUCAAAGUUUCAAUCAGGGUCUGUGCCUGCAAACUAUACUCACAGGCCCAUAUUCUUAAGUCAGGUUUAAUUUAGACCAUGGUCUAACUCUGUGCUAAAGUUAUGGGAAGCCAAAAGUGUCAAAAUUUUUAUUAAGUUGCAUGUUUCUUAUGUUUACUGUGCUCUUUCCUGAUUCAUCGAUGGUGAAGACAAUCAUCUAUUUAUACUUCCUAGACAAUUAUGUAUGAUUUGAGAGCCAGAUGAGCUGAAAUAUGAUAUCUCUAUUGUUUGUGAUUUGUGUAACAAUUGGCUAUCCAUACUUAAACCACAACUUUAAACCUGAGUUUAAGUUAAACCUGACUUCAGUAUACGGGCCACAGUGUAUUGGCAUUUGGGGAUUUGCCACCCUAAUAAGUCACUUUUUGUGAAAAAACAUGUACAUGGGGUAUGGUUUUGAGCUGGAAAGUUUGUAAGCAUGCAUACCCCUCCCCCCUCUCCCCUUUUGAUCUUGAGUGAUGACCUUUUUUAUGCCUAAUGUUACACAUGAUUUUAUGAAUAACUGGGUCUCUUAUCAGGAAAAAAACUAUGGGUAUUCUUUUCCACCCAAAUUACCCUUAGAAAUAUAGGUUUGGCUUCAAGGUUUCAGUUGUACACACCACCAUCCUACCCCCCCCCCCCCCUUGUGACCACGGGAAAGACCUUAACCAGAUUUGUAACAUUCACUUGCAGCUGACUAUACAGGUGCACACAAAAUCUAGUUUGCUGCAUAUUCAAACAGUGGCAGUUGAAUAGUACUUAAAUAAAGGGGGAAAAGGGUUGGUGUAUGAAUUCAUUCAGAUUUAGAAGUGAUUUUCAAUCCAUCACUCUUAGGGUGUGUUUAUGCUUCCAUUGCGAGGACAGAAUCAGCAUUUUCAAACGUCGAUCCAAAACGCCGAUCGUAAACGUGGUUCUGGGAGUGCUGUUUAUGCUAACUUUUCAGAGGCGAAAUCACGAUCUCCAGCUGGCUUCGCAUCGUAAUUUUCGUUGAGCAGGAAAGCGAGGUCAAAUUGGGCGCGCCCUUUUUC
Lytechinus pictus (painted urchin) is the source of this 5474-nucleotide messenger RNA. Its product is annotated as TAF5-like RNA polymerase II p300/CBP-associated factor-associated factor 65 kDa subunit 5L. The record is from RefSeq and is a predicted model, not a curated record. Gene Ontology annotation, cellular component: transcription factor TFIID complex. Gene Ontology annotation, molecular function: protein binding; RNA polymerase II general transcription initiation factor activity. Lineage: Eukaryota; Metazoa; Echinodermata; Echinoidea; Temnopleuroida; Toxopneustidae. The transcript is spliced from 15 exons. The coding region runs from base 180 to 1997 and encodes 605 amino acids. Gene Ontology annotation, biological process: transcription initiation at RNA polymerase II promoter.